Messenger RNA from Linum trigynum, 4452 nucleotides. Lineage: Eukaryota; Viridiplantae; Streptophyta; Magnoliopsida; Malpighiales; Linaceae. The record is from the annotation of a GenBank genome assembly.
GGCUAACCGCCUUCAAAGCUCCGCCUUGAUCUAUAAAUACCAACCGAUGCUCUGCUAUUCAUUUUCCCUUCACCCAGCAACGUCGUCUUCCUCGUCUCUCUCCAAGAAUGGCAGCGAAGAGAAGUAAGUAAAGUCCCAUACUCUUCCUUCUAGGGUUUCGAAUUUCUCUACCGCUUGCUUGAGUUUUCUCCUGUUGCCCCAGUAAGUAGGGUUCUGAGGAAGACGAAGGGAUAGAUUUUCCCCGAAAAACCCAUUAAUUCGUUGCUGGUCGCCGCUUGUAAGUAGUUUCCCCGUGGAUUCUACAUGUUUAGAAUCUGAUACAUGAAUUUCUGUUGCCAAGUUCUAGUGACUAACGUGGGGGUGAUGUUUGGCCCCAACACUUUCGAUCGAAUUCGUUGUUGGUUCCCGGAAAAGGUCUUCGAGGGUUUAGUUGUCCCUUUGUACACAAGUUUGCUCUUGCUCCAUCUUAAUGUCAAGAAGCUUUAACAUGCUAAAGCGGGGUCCUAGAAGAGAGUUAUGACUCGUAGCAACUGCUCUUCUGCCCCAAAUGUCGGUUUAUCCAUGGUCUCUAAGGUGCAUGGCAAUGAGGUCCUAGAAGAGAACUCUGCUUGUCGGAGUUGCUCUUCUGCCUUUGUUGCCCUUCUGCCCCAUCUAUGAUUUUUAAGACUCUCUAAAGCUUGAUAAUGGGGUCCUAGAUGGGAACUAUGACUAAGCAUAGUUGCCCUUCUGCUCCUAGAAAAGAGUUUUUUUACAGUAUAACAGUGGGGAAUACUUGGUGAUGGGAAGAACAAGUUGCUGAUAUCAAAGUCCUAACUUGGUUGGGCCUUAUCAUAUGCUAUGAACUCAGGGUUCGAGUGCAGUGUUGGUCUAGUAAGAGUGAUGGCCGAAAAUUUGGUAUUUACCAAGAAAAAGAGUUGCCCUUACUGCUCCUAGAAAUGAGUUGUAUGAUAGUAUAACAGUGGGGAAUUGUUACUGUUGGAAAAAUUAAGUUGCUGAUAUCAAAGUCCUGACUUUGUUGCGCCUUAUCGUAUGUUAUGAACUCAAAUUCCAAAUGCAGCGUUGGUCUGGUGGGAGUGAUGACUGAAAAUUUGUUAUUCACCAAGAUAACAGGUUGGCUGUGUGGAAUUGAGGCUUUCUGGAUUUAAUACCGAGCCAUCUGUUGAUUAUUGAAAGUUGAAAUACAUGGUUUCUUUAAUCGUACUCAAUCCUUGUGUUCCUUUUCUUCUCCAUUUGAUUAACAUAAUAUUGAUUCCGAAAAUAUGUUGUCCUUGUUGGUUCUGAAAACAAGAUGCUGAUAUGACAACAAUGCUCCCCUCCUCAAUGACCGAUUCACCCAUUUCAGCAGUAUUUUAUGGACUGGAAGUGCUUGAUGAUAUCCUAGGACUAGAAGGGUGCUUGAGAAUGAUCAUGACUAGUUUUCUGCAGUACCAUAAGUCCAAGACGUGCUUUAUCCUUCCUUCUUUUUUUCUGGAAGCAAGAUGCAGACUUGAGAGUUUUUAGAUGGCAUGAUGUCUCCUAGAAGGCAACCUGAUAUGGUGUCAGUUUAUUCCAGCAAGGUUCAUUCAUUGUGAUGGGGGUUCAUUGUGCAGUAGUUCAGGUCUUGAGAUCCUGGAAGAGAAGUUGAGAGUUCUUAGAUGGCAUGACGGCUCCUAGAAGGCAACCUGGAGGUUGUUAAUAUGGUGUCAGUUUAUUCCAGCAAGGUUCAUUCAUUGUAAUGGGAGUUCAUUAUGCAGUAGUUCAGGACUUGAGAACCCCUAGAGUAAACAAUGAUCUAUUGCUUAUUCAAAGUCCAUGUUACCAAAUCAUCUUUUGUUCGUUAUGAUCUACAUCCAUGGUUUUAAUAGACACGUUAAUUUUAUUGAAUAGUCCCUUCAGAAUGCUGUAAGUAGACUUUGCUUCAUGAUAUACUUUGCAUUUCAGAUCAUUGUUGAUUGCGUGGUCUACGGAAAUCUUAGAGGGAGCUCAAUUCUUGCAUGUACUGAGCAUUUAUUUUGUAAUGGCAGCCACUUCUAUUGACUGCAUCUCAUCGCUAAUGCCUGAACGGAAAGUGUUGCAAGGAAAAUUGUAAGGUUUUGUGCCCCAGUUUAUUUUUCCUUAUACUGAUCAAAUGCGGGUGGUAUUAAUCAGCAGCUAGUAUUCAAUUUUUCCACUUCAUUGCAGUUUGCUCAAAUUACUUAUUGGUGGGCGCAAAGUGCUUGUAUAGGCAUGUAAGGAGGAGCAUAUAAGCGCAGAGGAAAUGUUAUCCUCAUGUUAUUGUUUAAUACAAGGGUAGACCAGCCACCGCUGGUGAGAAAGUUUGUUGUUUUGCUAUGUUAGUGCUUGAAUAAAGUUCCCUUGAGGUGUUAUAUGAUGAGGAGGAGAGUUAUGUGAUUUGCACUCAGUGACUGAUCGUGUGUUUGUUGUUGGAAAAUCCAAUGCAACAUCGAGGUUCCACGCCAGUCGCCAAAUACAAAGUUUUUUUUUUGUAUUGGAGGUAGAUUAGCAGGAAGAAUUCAAGUUUCGGGUUCAAAGUUCGCCAUAAUGAGUCUAAUUCUGGUUUGAUGUUUCCUAUUCCAGAAAUCAAGUAGUUACAAAGUUUGCCAUGAUGGUAUGUGAUUUGAGGAGGGCAAGCAGGAAUGCUGAAACCCAAGUUCUGGUUUAUGUUUUACACCCGUUACAUGCAAUUGAGCAUUAGUUUUAUUUCCCAAUUUCUUUGCUUUCAUAUGUCCAGUAAUGGGAAAUGUCAGAUGUGUUCUAAAUUAGUUUUGUUGAGAUACUAGAAAGAGGAGAGUUUGGCAUCUUCAUAGUGGUAUAUUCGUGGUGGGUUCGCUUGCAAACUGGUCAGUCCAGCAAUUUGAGACGACAUGCAGCCUAUAAACUGAUUCUAUAUAGAGUCUGGGAUGGGAGUUAAUUUUCCUCUGACAUGAGAAAUCCAAGUUCUGAUAGGAGUUCAGGAACCGUAUGAUCAGUGUACUCUAUUAGUGAAGGUAUUUCAACUAUCCAACAUUCCUGGUUUUAUCAUUUAAUCUUGCAGAUGUAGCUGCCAUCUGAUAUUCUGAUCUUGAUAUCUCGGCUACCCAUGAAUAUUCUAUUUCAGUCCAAAUGGGAAAAUUCUUACUGCUAAUAAUUGAGAUGUAUGCUGAAGUAGUCUAAUUCUAAAAGAAGUUGGGAGAGAGAGAUUACUUUUGUGCCUAGUCUCAUCAUAGGAAAAAAAAGAUGUUUUCUUCUCAAUGAAGAAGGACAAGUCCCUGGACCUGAUGAAUUCAUUGCUGAGUUUUUCCAGGUGAACUGGUAGGUGGUUGGUUCGUAUAUAAAUCACGUCAUUUAAGAAUUUUCAGUCUGAAGCAGCAUGCUAAGGGAGAUAAACUCCUACUAUUCUUUGUUCAUGCUCCUGCUCGGUGUUAUAGCUCGGUGGCUUUAUUUACAUGUUCCCCUGUAUUCUCUUUUCACCCUUAAGAAGAAGAAUUACGAUGAAUAAACAACUGACAUCUAGCAAGAAGGAACCUGGGUUGACAAGACAUGUAUUUGUUAGCUGCGGUUUGCAAGCUUCUGGAACUAGUUGGAGCUUUUGAGUUUUAAUGUCUCAAUUAAGUUAUUGCCUGUUGGUACGUGUUUCUGGAGGGAUUUUGAGGUCGGUGCUCUAGCUGUUCAGCUGACUGAAAGGGAGGGAGAGUUGAUUCAAGUAAAGGCUGAAGUGAAGAAGUUAGUUAAUGUCAUGAAACACAUUCAAGAAAAGAUAACGGAAGUGAACUCGAAGGUAUAUCUUAUUCAAGAAAAGAAUCACGGAGAAGGUAAACUCAAAUCUUGGAGAAGCAUAUUCUAUGGUUUAGGACACCCUGAUGUGCAUAUCGUUUUAUGUGCAUGAUAUUUUUUUCCAAGUAUUUCUUGUUUCUGUAGUUAAAGUUGCUACUAGGUAGAUCACAAGCAUGGGUCCCACUCCCAUCUCUAGAUGUCACGAAGUAAGAGAUGUUAAGGAAAACGUUUGGAUCAUUGAUUUCUCAAAUCUUCUUCUGUUUAACAUAUUACAGUUGGCAGUUACUAGGACUGGGAAGCAGAAGGCGUCACACCCAUAUGAAUUAGAGGGAGCUAAAGCCUUAGGUUCAUAAUAAAGACCUGUAUCAGGUACGUUCAUAAUAACGCAAAAACAUUCUUUGAUAGCAGCCUACAUGGGAACUGAAACUAGCUUCCAUUCCAACACUAGCUUUAGAGGCAAGUGAUAAAAAAUAGUGUAAACUUAACUGCAAAUCGGCGCCAACACUUCCGAUCGAAUGCGUUGUUGGUUCCCGGAUGAGGUAUGUUUCCGACCUACCCUUUUUUUUCUGGGCUGGAUAAUAAGUGGGAGGGAUUAAGAUGGGUCUUCGAAGGUUCUGUUAUCCUCUCAGAACCACUGCGAUCUUGCUGGUUUAUAUGAUUUUGGGACAGUUCGGUUACUUACGUCAAUGUAAGAUCUAUGAAUAACCUGUCGCCUGUUGG